Messenger RNA from Hyla sarda, 3230 nucleotides. RefSeq names its product transmembrane protein 67 (gene TMEM67). Gene Ontology annotation, biological process: cilium assembly. The transcript has 28 exons. Bases 90 to 3041 code for a protein of 983 amino acids. Gene Ontology annotation, cellular component: MKS complex; ciliary transition zone. NCBI's taxonomy places the organism in Eukaryota, Metazoa, Chordata, Amphibia, Anura, Hylidae. The record is from RefSeq and is a predicted model, not a curated record.
CCCGGAAGAGGCUGCCAUGUCCCUCGCUCCCCCCUCCUCCUGUCCCCACUUAUCCCCUCUUCUCCUCCACCCCCUCCGCCUGUUCUAUCAUGGAGCCCGGCGGGAAGCGAUUGUUCUCCGGCUCCCGGCUGCUUCCUUGGCUGUACAUAGCCGCGGUGUGCCCGUCCUCCUCCGGCCUCGGAUACUCCAUCCCCCUGCAGCGGCCCCAGGACUGUACGGCUCAGCAGUACUACCACCCGGGGAGCCUCUCCUGCCUCCAGUGCCCGGAUACACAGCGGCCCAGCCCGGACGGUACUUCAUGUGAGUGUCUUCCUGGAUAUAAGCUUCUUUCUAAAAACGACAAUGGCAUCAGUUGCCAGAAGUGUCCAGACAACUUGGGUGUUACAACUGAUGGCUGGAAUUGUAUUAAAUGUCCAGAUGGAUUAACUUUGUAUGGCCAUUGCAUGUGUUCUGGGAAGAUUCUGGUGGAAAGAGAUAUCAAUGGGACAUUGCUGCAUGAAGCUGAAUGUGUUGAUUGCGAAGGGUCUGAGCCAUCCUUUACAUGGCCUGAUGCUCCUGGAAUCCGGUGUGAGAGAUGUCAUCAGACAUAUAUCAAUAGGACCAACUCAUGCCACUGUUACCAGCCAAAUAUUUUGGCUGGGGGCAUAUGUUUUAAUGGAGCAGGUGAUAUUUUCUCCAGAGUUAUUUCGACAAUCCGAUUUGGGCAGCUAGGGAUAUUAUUACGGUCGGAGUGGUUUUCUAUGCACUUGCAGGCAUCAGCGGCAGCUUGUCUGCUGUUCUCCAAUCAGACAGCAUGUCAAGCAUUGGGGAACAUGUGCGUGAUGAACAUGCAUUAUACCAGCCUCCAGAGCGCUGAUGCCUGUGGUCUCUUCCGAUACAUAUUCACCAAUACAGCUGCACUUGGAGUGGUUCACUCCAUUUCUUUCUGGAGAACCAAUAUCCCUUGGUUGUAUUAUGAUGACCAGCCAGGUUUAGCAGCCCGAGUCCUUACAGCUUUUCCGUUUCCAGAAAACUUUAGCUUCAAGUUAAAUGAUCAGACCCGGAACAUAAACCUCAGAUUUUUAGCAGCACUUUAUGAUAUUCGGGGAAAGUUCAUUGAAUGGAGGUCGCUGAAUGGAGGCCUGUUACAGCUUUGUCCUGGCAUUACCAAACGCUUGGAUGCUGCAUUUAUUUUCGGAACAACAUAUGAGCAAAAUUGUGAAAUAUCCAUCUCCAAGCUUCUAUAUGAUCAUCCUGAACCCGUGUUCUUUGAUGUGUAUCUAACCUAUGGGGAGAGUGAUGGGCGGCAGAACAUCUGGCCUGUCCCGGUCUUGAACCUAAACCUGCAGCACAAUGAACAGUAUAUCAAUAUGGGAAACAAUAUUAACAAUUGGAUCCUGACGCGCCGCAUAUUCUUGGUUGACUCACUAAGUGGGCGAGAGAACACACUGACCAGCAUGCCUCGUGUAAUCCGAAUUGCCAGCAAAAUAACAAUCAGCAUCAGCCUUGUACCCGAAACACAGAGAGGAACAAUCUACCCCCCACUGAUGACUGUGGAAUACACAGAUGUACAAGUACAAAACCCAGACAACCAGAUUGUACAGGUUUCCUUCUCAGUGCAGUAUGAAAUGAAUCAGUCAGAUGCUCUCAUCCAGACAGAUGUGGCUUUGGGAGUGCUGGGUGGUUUGGCUGUAUUGUGGUCCCUUCUAAAAACUGCAGCCUGGAAGAGGAGAAUCGGUAGUCAAGUGAUUGACUUGCAGACUGUUACUCAGUUUCUGAUUUUAUUUGCUGGAGUUUUGGCCAAUGUGUUUUUCGCUGUCACUGUUGGGACUGGAUUCUACUGGCUGCUUUUAUUUAAAGGCCAGCAGCAGGUCUCUGUCUUGUUGCCUCUACCUGAAGAUGAAAAAGAUUUCAUAACCUACGUAUCAUGUGCUUUUGCUCUGAAGGCACUGCAGUUCCUGCACACCCUCGUCUCACAGCUUUCCAUCCAUAUUUUUUUUAUCGACUGGGAGAGACCGAAAAAUAAACCAUUCAAAUCGGAAGGUGGAAAAAGUUACAUAUUUCCAGUGAGCAUUUGGAGAACGUACUUCAUAGCGAAUGAAUGGAAUGAAAUUCAAACAGUGCGCAGGAUCAAUCCCCUCUUUCAAGUUCUUGCUGUCCUCUUCUUUCUCGAGAUUGCCGGCUUUGAAAACCUAGCACUGCGAGACGCUUCUUCCAGUCUCUCCAGGGACAUGCAGGAUUAUGUAGCCCCGUGGAGCUGCAUUUUACGUUACGGUGUGGCGACUGCCUUGUGGCUUGCUAUUGGAUGUUUACAGAUUCUCUUCUUUUCUGGAAUUUAUGAGAGAUUUGUAGAAGAUAAAAUCCGACAGUUUGUCGAUUUGUGUUCCAUGAGUAACAACUCAGUGUUCAUACUGUCACACAGAUGCUAUGGAUACUACAUCCAUGGCCGCUCGGUUCACGGACACUCUGAUACAAACAUGGAGGAGAUGAAUAUGAAUUUAAAGAGAGAAGCGGAGAACAUGUGCAGCCAAAGAGGGUUGCAGCCUAACACGGAUAUUCAGACAUUUCAGAUGUCAAUUUCUAGCCGGACCAGGGCACAGUUUGAUCGGAUCCAUGAUAAUUUUUUAAAGAAUCGUGGACCCUCUCGAUUUCUACACAGUUCUACAACUAUUUCUGAACAGAGCAAUAAAGCCUAUCACACCAUGAAUAAAUUCCUGAGUUCCUUCAUUGAUCAUGCUUUUAAAGACAUGGAUUACUUUGUGAAAGACAAGCUUCUUCUGGAACGAAUAUUCAGCAUGGAAUUUAUGGAGCCAAUGGACAGAAGCAUCUUCUAUAAUGAUGAAAAUCAUUCUUUCAGUGAUGUCCUCUUCUAUGGUCAUGAAUCCACACUCCUCAUCUUUGACACUCUCUUCUUCUGCAUUGUGGAUAUCCUGUCACAAAACUUUGUUCUUGCAGCUAUUAUUACUUAUCUGCAACAAGAAUGUUUCCGGCAUAUCCGUGGGGCCAUAGGGCAGAAGAAUUUGGCAUCCAAAACCCUUGUAGAUGAAAGAUUCUUGAUUUAAACAUUUUCUGUAGUUUUCUACCAGAUGAAACUUCAGGACCAUUUGACUUGAACCAUUACAUGUAUUACUUUUAUUUUGAAGAUAAAAAUAUUUUUUUAUGUUUCCUUGCCUGUUACGCAUAUUCUUGUAUAUAUUAUGCAAAACAUUACAUUUUUGUACUAUGUGUUAAUUUCUAAAAGAGGGUAUUUU